Sorex araneus (European shrew) is the source of this 6532-nucleotide messenger RNA. RefSeq names its product jade family PHD finger 2 (gene JADE2). The transcript is spliced from 13 exons. Gene Ontology annotation, biological process: regulation of transcription by RNA polymerase II. The coding region runs from base 436 to 2904 and encodes 822 amino acids. The record is from RefSeq and is a predicted model, not a curated record. Lineage: Eukaryota; Metazoa; Chordata; Mammalia; Eulipotyphla; Soricidae. Gene Ontology annotation, cellular component: histone acetyltransferase complex.
AGUCUUGGUUUAAAAAGAAACAGAAACAUACACAGGGGGGUUGGUGAAUGGUGCCGACCGCGGCCAUCGCACUUGGAGGCUAUUUUUUGGGGGGUGAGUAGCGUCAAUGGAGUUACUUUGCGCCCACUCCUAGCGGCACGGGCUUGGGUUCCGCGGGCUGACCGUCCCCCGCAGGGGUGCGGGGCUGGGGACGCCGUGGGCCUGGCCGCCUCCCUCGCCGCGACCCCGGAUGGAUGCGCGCCCCCCACCCGCCCGCGCCGGCCCCAGGAGCUCCGGGUUUCGGGAGCAUCCUUCCCGCGCCGGCCCCCGUCGUGGCGCGUAGCCGAGGGCAGCGCCCCUCGAAAGGGCACCGCGGACCAAGCCUGGCUGAAUGGCCCGUGACUCUGAUCCUGGAGGCUGUCAGAAAUUUCUCCUUCGCCUUCAUUGACAAAUGAGAUGGAAGAGAAGAGGCGAAAAUACUCCAUCAGCAGUGACAACUCUGACACCACUGACAGUCACGCCACAUCCGCAUCAAGAUGCUCCAAACUGCCCAGCAGCACCAAGGCAGGCUGGCCUCGGCAGAACGAGAAGAAGCCCUCAGAGGUGUUCCGGACAGACCUCAUCACCGCCAUGAAGAUCCCAGACUCGUACCAGCUCAGCCCGGAUGACUACUACAUCCUGGCCGACCCUUGGCGACAGGAAUGGGAGAAGGGGGUGCAGGUGCCCGCCGGAGCCGAGGCCAUUCCUGAGCCUGUGGUGAGGCUCCUGCCACCGCUGGAAGGCCCCCAGAGCUCCCCUGGCCACUCCAGACUUGGCGAGGGCUCCCGGCCCGACUGGCCGGGGGGCAGCCGCUAUGACCUGGAUGAGAUCGAUGCCUACUGGCUGGAGCUCAUCAACUCCGAGCUCAAGGAAAUGGAGAGGCCUGAGCUGGACGAGCUGACGCUGGAGCGGGUGCUGGAGGAGCUGGAGACGCUGUGCCACCAGAACAUGGAGCGGGCCAUCGAGACGCAGGAGGGGCUGGGCAUCGAGUACGAUGAGGACGUGGUCUGCGACGUGUGCCGCUCCCCCGAGGGCGAGGAUGGCAACGAGAUGGUCUUCUGUGACAAGUGCAACGUCUGCGUGCACCAGGCUUGCUACGGGAUUCUCAAGGUGCCCACGGGCAGCUGGCUAUGCCGGACAUGCGCCCUGGGCGUCCAGCCGAAGUGCCUGCUCUGCCCCAAGCGAGGAGGGGCCCUGAAGCCCACCAGAAGCGGGACCAAGUGGGUGCAUGUGAGCUGCGCUCUGUGGAUUCCUGAGGUCAGCAUCGGCUGCCCCGAGAAGAUGGAGCCCAUCACCAAGAUCUCACACAUCCCGGCCAGCCGCUGGGCUCUGUCCUGCAGCCUCUGUAAAGAGUGCACGGGCACCUGCAUCCAGUGCUCCAUGCCCGCCUGCGUCACGGCGUUCCACGUCACAUGCGCCUUCGACCACGGCCUGGAAAUGCGGACUAUCUUAGCCGACAACGAUGAGGUCAAGUUCAAGUCCUUCUGCCAGGAGCACAGCGACGGGGGCCCCCGGGGGGAGCCCGCGUCCGAGCCCAUGGAGCCCAGCCCAGCCAGCAAGGACCUGGAGAAGGUGACGCUCCGCAAGCAGCGGCUGCAGCAGCUGGAGGAGGAAUUCUACGAGCUGGUGGAGCCGGCCGAGGUGGCCGAGCGCCUGGACCUGGGGGAGGCGCUGGUGGACUUCAUCUACCAGUACUGGAAGCUGAAGAGGAAAGCCAACGGCAACCAGCCCCUGCUGACCCCCAAGACCGACGAGGUGGACAACCUGGCCCAGCAGGAGCAGGACGUCCUGUACGGCCGGCUGAAGCUCUUCACCCACCUGCGGCAGGACUUGGAGAGGGUUAGAAAUCUGUGCUACAUGGUGACAAGGCGCGAGAGAACGAAACACACCAUCUGCAAAGUCCAGGAGCAGAUUUUCCACCUGCAGAUGAGACUUAUUGAACAGGAUCUGUGUCGAGAGCGGUCCGGGAGAAGAGCCAAGGGCAGGAAGAGCGACUCCAAAAGGAAAGGCCGCGAGGGCCCAAAGGGAAGCCCCGAGAAGAAAGAGAAAGUGAAGGCGGGCCCUGACUCCGUCCUGGGGCAGCUGGGCCUCUCCACCUCCUUCCCCAUCGACGGCACCUUCUUUAACAGCUGGCUGGCGCAGUCCGUGCAGAUCACCGCCGAGAACGUGGCCAUGAGCGAGUGGCCGCUUAACAACGGGCACCCGGAGGACCCGGCCCCGGGGCUGCUGUCGGAGGAGCUGCUGCAGGACGAGGAGACGUUGCUGAGCUUCAUGCGGGACCCCUCGCUGCGGCCCGGAGACCCCGCCCGGAAGGCGCGCGGCCGCACCCGCCUGCCGGCCAAGAAGAAGUCAGCCCAGGACAGGCCCGGGUCACAGACCACUCCGGACAAGCCCCCCAAGAAGCCUUGGGGUCAGGAUACGGGCAGUGGCAAGGGAGGGGGUCAGGGGCCACCCACCAGAAAACCACCACGGCGAACAUCUUCCCACUUGUCCCCCAGCCCUGUCGCCGGGGACUGCCCUCUCUCGGCCACCCCCAGGAGCCCCCCACUACUGGCCCCCGACACCCUGGCCCCAGUGGCCACCGACUCGAAUGUCCAAGUGCCUGGCCCGACCUCAAGCCCUAAGCCGUCAGGCCGCCUCCGGCCGCUGCGUGAGAACAAGGGAACCCGGAGAUCGCCGGGGGCCAGGCCUGACGCCGGGGCGGGACCACCUUCUGCUGCGGCCGAGAGGCCAAAGGUCAGCCUGCACUUCGACACGGAGACUGAUGGUUACUUCUCUGACGGGGAGAUGAGCGACUCGGACGCGGAGGCGGAGGACGGCGGGGUGCAGCGGGGCACCCGGGAGGCAGCUGAGGAAGUGGUCCGCAUGGGGGUACUGGCCUCCUAAGGCAGCCUGGGCCCCUGUCCCGGGCCCUGCUCUGGUCCCCCCUCCCCCUCCCGCGAGGCCUCAGCCCAGUCACAACUGCCAUUUCUAUUCUUCGCUGAGUGUCCCAGACCCUCCCGAGGCUCCCCCUCGGCUGUGGUUUUAUUUUUUAAUAAUAGAGUUUUGAAUUCCACACCUGUCUUUCCUCUGUGCUGGCCUAGGACAUUAGGGUUCCUUGCACGGCUCUGGCCAGGGAGAGCGAGCCGGGCUCCUGGCUGAGUGCAGGCGAGAACUCAGGACUCCAGCCCGCUGCCACCAGGCCACGCAGACUGUCAAUUGGGCAUUAUUUCAUGGCAGAUGGGCCAGCCCAGGGCCUGCCCCGCCUCGUCCCCGAGUUCCACUGGGGUCCUUUUUUUUGGGGGGGGGGUCCUGCUGCACUCCACUGAUCCCCAAGGAAGUAGUCAGUGACACCAGCCAGAGUCUAUCACUGUCACAAGCACAACGAGGUUAUCCGAGAAAGCACUGAGGGGGUGCAGAGGGCCCGGCCGCCAGUUUCAGGGGAACCACAGCCGUCCCUGAGAAUCCCCCACGCCCGAGGCCUGCCCGUCCACCCCGCACCCCUCCGCUCCCUUGCUGCCCCUCCCUGCCAGCGCCCAGCCCGGCGGCUCUGUGUAGGGGUUCCCAGAAUCCUUCCUGAGCUGUGCCACUUACUCAGGGGACUCCCGAACAGCAGCUGCCUGGGCGGGCAGGGGCUGCAGAGGAGGGCCAGUGCCCAGACAGGGACUCGGGGCACAGACUUGCCGGCUGCAGAGCCCCCUUCUGGGGCUCCAACUUCCUUCCUUCCUUAGGGGCUAGUCUCAGCCCAAGUCUGGUCACUCCCCCCGACGGCAGACCAGGCCAGACCGUUUGCCUUUUCAAGUUUCCCAGCCCUGCUAAGAGAUGAGCUUCUUCCUUGGUUUCCUGUAGGAAACAACUUCCAACACGCAGUGGGAUCCCGGGGCCCGGGGUGGGCCAGCGCGAAGUCCUGCUGGAUGGUUGUUCCUGGUUCCACUGUCCCUCCCAGCCUUAACACCCCCCCCCAUCCCCGUUGCCCUCCACCCCUACCCCUGCCCCCCAGCCCUGUGUCCUGCCUUCCAGACCUCACCCCUCCAGGUUCCAGGUGGUUUGCUCGGAAGCGUUUGAGUGGAGUGGCCCCAGGGUGAUCGCUCAGGGAACAAACAAAAACAAAGGAAUUCAGUGAAAAUGUUUUUUUUUCUUUUACAAAUUACUCCUGGGUCACUUUCACCACUGGUAAAGCCAGAACUUCUCCAACAAAGAACCUAGUAAAAGUCCAGUGAAUCAGUCGAAUCAUUCUACGGAUGCCAAAGAAUACUUUGACCCUAAAAACAGCACAGCCUGGACCUGACAGCGUGUCACUGGGACUUUUUCUAAUGGCGUUACUUUAGCAACAAAGCGACGACACCCGCUCUUUGCACACGCACCCUCGGGAGAGGACACCGCCGCCCUGCGGGCGCCAGGCACUGGCUUCCAGGUCCCAGGCAGGACCCGCCAACACUGUCGGACUCUGAGACUCACAGAGGGGGCCGGACACACUGAUAGCCCACCAGCCCGGAGCCCACCUUUACCCCCGUGGCCCCCACGCAAAAAAAAAAAAAAAUACCGCAGGUCAAAUCGGGGUGGCCGGGCACAGCUGGCUCCCAACACUCGCUGAGGUACGUGUGAAGUUCAGCAUGAACAGAAACCAAGAGAAUGACCUCGCUUCAGACACUGGGCCGGGCAGAGUGGACGCGGGGGUACGCGUCCAGGACUGCGGGUGCAGCGUGGGGGACAGCCGGGGCGUGACUGCCAUGCUGCUGGGGCUCUAGUAGCCCCCACACGGUCAGCACCGGCACCCCCCAGCACCCCCCAGUCUCUUUCUGGCCUAGAACGGACCUUCCUUCCCCAGGUUUUGGGUCACGGUUUCAUCUCUGCUGCAUUACACUCUCGGACCAUGCAGGAUGACCACCAGACUCUGCUGCGGGUGGCAUGGGGGCAGCCGGCGAUGAUGACUCAGGUCCAGCAGCUGCCGUCCUUGCCCGCGUCUCAACUCCUCCCGCCGGAAGUUUCUGGGCUCCCAGGAAUAAUGGGGGCAGGAGCAGUCCAGGAGGAGCACGAAGGGGGCAUGGCGAGGGACUAGGUGAGCCAGAUGGGCUCUGGUUGGCGUCUGGCUUUGACCUUCUCCAUGGCCUCGUCCUGUGGACUGUACACGGCUGCGGCCGGCAGAGCCACUGCUGGACUGGCUGGCACCCAGGGACCCACUUCUCUCCAGCCUGGUUCCCAGAGCUGUCUGCCAGCGGCUGCUCGCCCCUGAUAGGACGGCCGGGCUGCGGACAGGUUGCGGACUCAGUUCCUUAACACUGUGUCCUCAGCCUGGCCCCCCCCCACCACCCUCCUGCCUACUGUCCACAGUGGACAGUUUUGCUGCCCCGAGGUUAAGAGGAAAUGCCGGGAAGGGAGGCCUGAGGCCACCCAUUCCCCCCACCUCCCACACUCACUGGCCCUCCGCUGAGAGGGAGAAGCUGCUCUGUAACUCAUUCCGGUCACCCCCAUCCUCCCUCUCCCCCUCCCCUUCAUCACCGCAAGAAAGGAGAAUACAAGGAAAGUAUUUUUAUGGAUCGCAAGUGUACUUGAAAGCAGAUCAGGAGAAGCACGGGAGAGGGUCUGUUUUAUUAAUGGAGCUCUGACUUGGUGACGGUGUGAGCACUGGUAGUGCCCGCAGGCUCAGCGCCCCCCGGUGGGAGGGCGGGGAGGGUCUCCCCCAGCCCCAGGCUGGCAGACAGAGGGGCCUGAGCUGUGCUGGGACACGGUGCCCCGUGUGAGGGCGAUGGGCAUGAUGGGACUUGCCAGGGCCAUGCCUGGAGAUGCCACUGCCCGGUUCCAACUGUCAGCCGCAUCUGGAAUCGGCGUUCCCUUGCUCACUGCCAAACGUGGCCCACUUCCGCCCAUGCCCGAGCGCUGCAGAAUGAUCCAGAGCCAGGUCCUUAGGGAGGAGGCCGUGUCCCAAGCCCCUGGCCCUGCCGGCCACAUUGGCCACGGAGCCAGGGCUGGAGUCUGGGACCUCGGGCCUCUCAGGCACUUCCCGCUGCCAUGUCCCUCAGAUGCACCGUACUCUGCUCCACAUCAGCGCGGGGUGGGGGGGUGAUAUGAAUGUCGCAGGAGGAGACAUCUUCUUCUGUCUUUGUUUCAAAGAAAGUGAUGUGCCAUUUGUUAAUAUACAAGAGAAAUAUUGAAAAUAUAUUGAAAAGAGCAAUUUUAAAUUAUUUUUGGCUUAUGUUGCAAUAUUUAUUUUCUUGUAUUAGAGAAGAUUCCUUUGUAGAGAAAAAAAUGUAUUUUUCAUUAACGCAAAGACCUAUUUCUCCUUUUUGUACAUCGUCCAUGUUCGCUGCCCUUGACGAGCAAUAGAAUGUGCGGCCGCCGUGGCGUGGCCCGUGCCCGCUGUGCCCUGCAUGCCUCUGUGUUGCCGCUGCUGCGUCGCCCCCCACCCCACCCAUCCUGUCCUGCUCACUCAUGGGGGUCUCCAGAUCCAGGUCCCCUUGAGGGCCUGUCGCCCUCGGAGCCCCGCACUCCUCCUCGUGUGUUGGCAAACGCAGUUAAUAAAGCAAUGUUUUCUGUG